Molecule: messenger RNA, 543 nt
Organism: Maniola jurtina (meadow brown)
Lineage: Eukaryota; Metazoa; Arthropoda; Insecta; Lepidoptera; Nymphalidae
Exons: 5
Coding region: 1-543 (180 amino acids)
Source: RefSeq, a predicted model, not a curated record
AUGGUGCUUCUCAGCCCCUCAAUAAACGGGCUUAGAAAACUGCUCAGUAUUUGUGACCAGUUCGCUAAAGAACAUGGCCUCAAAUACAAUGUAGCGAAAACCGAAAUGCUCAUUUUCAAAGCGGAUGACAUAAAGGAUGAUAAAGAUAUGGAGAGGGAGCGCAGGGCUCUCUCGGUGCGGGCUAACAUGAUAGCGCGCAGAUUCGCGCGUUGCUCCGAUGACGUGAAGCUGUGGACAAAGUUUACCAAGCGCAGCUAUAAUGCGCUUAGGAUACAAUAUAACAACGCCUUCCGCAUCCUAAUGAAGCAUCCGCGUUUCUGCAGUGCUAAAGCCAUGUUUGCUGCGGCGGGGGUCCCUGACUUCUUCGCCAUACUCAGAGCGAGGACGGCUUCCUUCUGGGAAAGACUAAGACACAGUACUAACUCCAUCUUGUGUGCUGUUAACGAAGAUCUGAGUAUAAAGAGGAAAUCUUUAUUCUUUAUGCAUAUUGCAUAUUAUGUGACUGUCUUGAACGUCGGCACUAAAGGUAUUAAGAUACAGUGA